AUGUUUACUAAGGGGCGAAGCCAGAGAUCAGGGAAUGCCAAGCGCUCAAAUAAGAAGUUGGGAUCAUCCUCCCAGUCUGAGUGGUCAGAUGGGACCUGCUCGGCGUUUCUUCUCAAAGUAGUCGACCAGCAGGCCGUGGGCCAGGUGCAGUCUGCAGAGUCAGAAGCUAAGAUUGUCUCCCAGUACAGUGAACUGGUUAAUGAAGCCAAACAACAGUUCCAGAGGGAAGUAAGCAGCCUCACUCCAGAGAUCCAGGCCAACUGGAAGGGGCUCACUGGUAAACUGUCAGUGGAUGACCUGAACUCCCUGAUCGCCCACGCACACCGCCGCAUUGACCAGCUGAAUCGAGAGCUGGCUGAGCAGAGAGUCAGAGAGCAGAUCCACAUUGAUGUGGCGCUGGAGCAGCAGAAGCUGGAGGACCAGAAAGCCCUGGAGAAAGCGGUUGGCACCGCCCUGCAGCACAUCAAGGAGGAGACCCGGCUGGAGCAGGAGAGGAAGCUGUCUGAGUUAAGGGAAGUUAUGGAGGCAGAGAUGAGGACUCAGCUUCGCCGUCAGGCGGCAGCUCACACAGACCACGUCCGAGAUGUCCUCAAAGUCCAGGAGCAGGAGCUAAGAGCUGAUGCUGAGCAGGUCCUGAGCAGCAAGAUGCUGGAACAGGAGACCCGCUACCGUCAGCUGAGCCAGGAGCAGCUAGAUAACUUCACCCUGGAUAUGAACACUGCCUACGCGAGACUGAAGGGGAUGGAGGAGGCCAUAGACAGCCAUGUGGUAGCAGAGGAGGAGGCCCGUAAAGCCCACCAGCUCUGGCUCUCUGUGGAGGCUCUCAACUACACUUUAAAGACUGCUGAAGCUGAGGUCCCCACCAUCCCACUAGAGGGCGCUGCUCAGGCUGUGCGAGACAGCUGCCAUGACAACGACUUUGCAUUGGCUCUGUCAUCGGCUCUCCCAGAAGAAUCCCUGCAGCGCGGCGUGUACAGCGAGGCCUCCCUCCGUGCCCGAUUCAACUCCCUGCGAUCGCUGGCACGCCGGGUCGCCCUCAUCGACGAAUCUCACAACUCCUUAUACCAGUAUUUCUUGUCCUACCUUCAAGCUGCGCUGCUGUUUGAAGAUAAACAGGAAGCCCCACCCACCCAGCUGUGCAGUGAGGACUUAGACCCAUUCAAGCUUCUGUCUUAUGCUAGCUACUGCUUAGAGCACGGUGAUCUGGAGUUAGCAGCUAAACUGGUGAAUCAGUUGAGAGGAGAGGCCAGGAGAGUGGUGGAGGACUGGCUGACUGAAGCCAGACUCACACUGGAAACCAGGCAGGUAGUCAAUUUGCUGUCUGCUUAUGCAAAUGCUGUGGGGUUAGGAACCACCCAGGCUCCGUAGGCUGCCACGCUCAUUGAACCUCUCCCCCUGUGUAGGCUUGACAGUCUCACAAGAGACUUCCACUGGUGUAUUCCCUGAAGUUAACCAAGUGAUGGAUGUUCAUAUGCAACAUCAGAUUAUUUGUUUUAAAGCACUAAGUCACUGUGGAUGAUGAUUUGUAAAAUAUAACUGAUGCACCCCCUCAAUCUCGUCUCGUCAGUUCGGUCCCACACUUUUGCUUCAGGUAUUUAUUUUUGGCUAAUUUCUUUUCUUUUUUUGUCAAGUGUUGUGGAAAAUGAAUCCGAACAUUGAUUAAAGAAUUUUUCAUGCUGCAUUUUAUUUCUGUCAAUACUGCACGUGUACAAUAAAUCAUGAACAAUAA
Messenger RNA from Micropterus dolomieu (smallmouth bass), 1729 nucleotides. Its product is annotated as MICOS complex subunit MIC60-like. The record is from RefSeq and is a predicted model, not a curated record. Gene Ontology annotation, cellular component: MICOS complex. The transcript is spliced from 7 exons. Lineage: Eukaryota; Metazoa; Chordata; Actinopteri; Centrarchiformes; Centrarchidae. The coding region runs from base 1 to 1368 and encodes 455 amino acids. Gene Ontology annotation, biological process: cristae formation.